UUUAGUGAUUCCCGGGCUCUGCGUCCUUGCACACGCGUUAUCCGGAGAUCACAGCUCUCGGCUCUCCGCAGCGCUGUUCACCCAAUAUUCCCCAGAUGUCGUCUGGUAAUGACCAGGUUUCUAUACCCAUGUCUCAGAGAAACACAAAUGGUCUUACCGGAAUGACCUCCUAUGACAUGAAGACAGUUACUGAAGGGGCUGUGUUGAGUUUUCAUAACAUCAGCUAUCAAGUGAAAGUGAAGAGUGGCUUCCUCUUUGGCCGGAAAACAGUUCAGAAAGUAAUACUAUCAAAUAUCAAUGGGAUCAUGAAGCCUGGCCUCAAUGCCAUUCUGGGACCCACAGGUGGAGGCAAAUCAUCGUUGCUAGAUAUAUUAGCUGCAAGGAAAGACCCACAUGGAUUGUCUGGAGAAGUUCUGAUAAAUGGAGCACCUCGACCUGCCAAUUUCAAAUGUAAUUCAGGUUAUGUGGUACAGGACGAUGUGGUGAUGGGCACCUUGACAGUGAGAGAGAAUCUGCAAUUCUCUGCAGCCCUUCGACUUCCAACAACCAUGACAAACCAUGAAAAAAAUGAACGCAUCAGCAUGGUCAUUAGAGAGUUAGGUCUGGAUAAAGUGGCAGAUUCCAAGGUUGGAACUCAGUUUAUCCGUGGUGUGUCUGGAGGAGAGAGAAAAAGGACUAGUAUAGGAAUGGAGCUGAUCACAGAUCCUUCUGUCUUGUUUCUGGAUGAGCCCACGACUGGUUUAGACUCAAGCACAGCAAAUGCUGUCCUUUUGCUCCUGAAAAGGAUGUCUAAACAGGGCCGAACAAUCAUCUUUUCCAUUCAUCAGCCUCGGUAUUCCAUCUUCAAGUUGUUCGAUAGCCUCACCUUAUUGGCCUCAGGGAAAUUAAUGUUCCAUGGACCUGCACAGAAAGCUUUGGAUUUCUUUGCAUCAGCAGGUUACCACUGUGAGCCUUACAACAACCCUGCAGACUUCUUCCUGGAUGUCAUCAAUGGUGAUUCUUCUGCUGUGGUAUUAAACAAAGAUGAACAAGACCAUGAAGCUAAAAGUCCUGAAGAAUCUUCCAAAAGAGAAAAGCCAAUCAUAGAAAAAUUAACUGAGUUUUAUGUCAACUCUUCCUUCUGUGGAGAAACAAAAGCUGAAUUAGACCAACUUUCAAGGGGUGAGAGAAAGAAGAAGAACUUAGCCUUCAAGGAGAUUGUCUAUGUCACUCCCUUCUGUCAUCAAUUCAGGUGGAUUACUAAACGUUCAUUCAAAAAUUUACUGGGGAAUCCCCAGGCUUCUAUAGCCCAGGUAAUUGUCACAGUCAUAUUGGGACUUAUAAUUGGUGCAAUUUACUUUAGGCUAACAAAUGAUCCUGCUGGAAUACAGAAUAGAGCCGGGGUCCUGUUCUUCCUGACUACCAACCAGUGUUUCAGCAGCAUAUCCGCUGUGGAGCUCUUUGUUAUAGAGAAGAAGCUCUUUAUACAUGAAUUUGUCAGUGGAUACUACAGAGUGUCAUCUUAUUUCUUUGGAAAAUUGUUUUCUGAUUUAUUUCCCAUGAGAUUAUUACCAAGUGUUAUAUAUACUUGCCUACUGUACUUCAUGUUAGGACUGAGACCCGCAGUGGAGGCUUUCUUCAUCAUGAUGUUCACCUUAAUGAUGGUGGCUUACACAGCCAGUUCCAUGUCACUGGCCAUCGCAGCAGGUCAGAGUGUGGUGUCUGUAGCCACACUUCUCAUGACUCUGUCUUUUGUGUUUAUGAUGAUUUUUUCUGGUCUCUUGGUGAAUCUCAGAACCAUUGCAUCUUGGCUGUCAUGGCUUCAGUACCUCAGCAUUCCUCGAUACGGCUUUACGGCUUUGCAGCAUAAUGAAUUUAUGGGACAAAACUUCUGUCCAGGACUAAAUACAACACAGAACAAUAGCACCUGUAAUAAUGACUAUACAAUAUGCAGUGGUGAAGACUACUUGAUCAAUCAGGGCAUCGAACUCUCACCUUGGGGUUUAUGGAAAAACCACUUGGCGUUGGCUUGCAUGAUGAUUAUCUUCCUCACAAUUGCAUACCUAAAAUUGUUAUUUCUUAAAAAAUACUCUUAAAUACUUUUAAUGUCUAUGAAGCCCCCUCAUAUUAAAAAGGAUUACUUGGAUUUAU
Molecule: messenger RNA, 2130 nt
Organism: Dipodomys spectabilis (banner-tailed kangaroo rat)
Lineage: Eukaryota; Metazoa; Chordata; Mammalia; Rodentia; Heteromyidae
Gene: Abcg2
Product: ATP binding cassette subfamily G member 2 (Junior blood group)
Exons: 16
Coding region: 96-2075 (659 amino acids)
Cellular component (GO): plasma membrane
Molecular function (GO): ABC-type transporter activity; ATP binding; ATP hydrolysis activity
Source: RefSeq, a predicted model, not a curated record